Molecule: messenger RNA, 456 nt
Organism: Peronospora farinosa
Lineage: Eukaryota; Oomycota; Peronosporomycetes; Peronosporales; Peronosporaceae
Source: the annotation of a GenBank genome assembly
AUGCAUCCAAUACAGACACAGAGUCUGCCCACGUGGGCGCCUUCUCGUAGCAGUGGGAUUUAUAAACCCACUGCCUUUGACGACGAGGAUCCACUGUACCUAUCAGGCGAAGAAACUGACUGUGAAUCGGAACGUGGAAGCGACACGCUGAGCCGUGACGACGAGCAGCUCAUGGCGUGCUUCGUUAAUCUCCAGCGUGGGCGUGCUCGCAAACAGGUUUUGUGUCCAGUGGCGCGUCCUGCUGAGACUUGUACGUCACCUAUCUUGAUUCCCUCGCAGACGCACAAGUAUGUGGCAAAGUCUACCAAGCGGUGGUUGUGGGACGACGAUGACGAGGAGAACGAAGACUGUGACCAGUGCCCGUGCUGCAAUAACCAGAACGGAACUGCUGACGAGCUCACUACCGAGACAAGGGGUGUGGCUGCUAGUGAACUUCUUUUUGACUUGGAGCUCUAG